CUUCCGGUUAUCGCACCAUGGAUGUAAUUAUCAGCUAGCAAAAAGUUGUGGAUAUGUUUUGCAUAAUAAGUGUCAUUGAAACCAACAUGAUUGUUGUUAGUAUUGAGAGAGCUAAUUUUAACUUCGCUCGUUAGUUAAACGUCCAUUUAUUAGCCAGGCGUGAAGCAAAUUAACCUAAACUGAGCUCGUUUUUUGCUAAGCUUGCUAGCUGCUGCGUGUUGUGCUGUUUUCAAUAUAUCACCCCAUCCCAUGUUCAUUGCGUGAAGGUUUGAAAACAAGGUAAGGUGGCUACCUAGCUACCAUCUAUGUUAUGAGUAGUUUUCUCUUCAGAUCUUCAAAGAACAAAUAAAGGAGGGGGAAAAAAGCUAGAGGGCUAUUGUUUCGAAUGUAAUGUCUUGAGAUCAUGCAGCGAAUCUAUUCAGUUUUAUAAUUAAGCAGUAACGUACGAGGGGGUGUGGUAAAUUGUCAAUAUUCCAUGGCUAAGGGCUGUUCUUAGGCACGAUACAGCCCUUAGUCCUGGUAUUUUGGCCAUAUACCUCAAGCCCCCGAGGUGCCUUAUUGCUAUUAGAAACUUCGAGCAGUAAAAAUUAAUGUUUUGUCAUACCCGUGGGACAUCAGACCAUAUACCACGGGUAUGACAAAACAUUUAUUUUUACUACUCUAAUAACGUUGGUUUGGAGGAAGAAGGGGGCAGCUUGCAAGCCGAAGAACACCAUCCCAACCGUGAAGCACGGGUGGCAGCAUCAUGCUGUGGGGGUGCUUUGCUGCAGGAGGGACUGGUGCACUUCACAAAAAAGAUGACAUCAUGAGGAAGUAAAAUUAUGUGGAUAUAUUGAAGCAACAUCUCAAGACAUCAGUAAGGAAGUUAAAGCUUGGUCGCAAAUGGGUCUUCCAAAUGGACAAUGACCCCAAUCAUACUUCCAAAGUUGUGGCAAAAGGGCUUAAGGACAACAAAGUGAAGGUUUUGGAGCCCUGACCUCAAUCCUAUAGAAAAAUUGUGGGCAGAACUGAAAAAGCGUGUGCUAGCAAGGAGGCCUACAAACCUGACUCAGUUACACCAGCUUUGUCAGGAGGAAUGGGCCAAAAUUCACCCAACUUUUUGUGGGAAGCUUGUGGAAGGCUAAAAGAAACGUUUGACCCAAGUUAAACAAUUUAAAGGCAAUGCUACCAAAUACUAAUUGAGUGUAUGUAAACUUCUGACCCACUGGGAAUGUGAUGAAGGAAAUAAAAGCUGAAAUAAAUAAUUAUCUCUACUAUUAUUCUGAUAUUUCACAUUCUUAAAAUAAAGUGGUGAUCCUAACUGACCCAAGACGGGGCAUUUUUACUAGGAUUAAAUGUCAGGAAUAGUGAAAAACUGAGUUUAAAUGUAUUUGGCUAAGGUGUAUGUAAACUUCCGACAACUGUCCCUAGCACAGGAGGUUGGUGGGACCUUAAUUGGGGAGGACGGGCUCAUGGUAAUGGCUGGAGCGGGAUAAGCCAUUAUUAUGAGCCGUUUUCCCCUCAGCAGCCUCCUGUGAUACCUAGUACUCUGUCUACGUCUAGACCAUAACUAACUGAUUUUGUCUCCCAAUUAGGCAACAUGGCAAACCUAGAGCAAUGGGUGAGCGACAGUCUGCACGACAUCCUCGGCCUGAGUGACAGAUAUGUCGCCCAGUUCAUGAUCGGCUCCGCACGUAAAUCCUCAAGCUCUCAAGACUUUGUGGCCCACCUCAAGUCGACGGGCACUAUCGACAUUAAUCAGAGAGUGAUCGCCUUUGCACAGGAACUGUAUGAAAAGGUUAAAUUAUUUGCUUUCUUUGUAUUUAACUGCAUGCUUGUUUCUUAUUUUGACCGUAGUUAUUAUAAGCGUCUAGUAAUGACUUUCAUCUAUGUGUUUCAGAUUCCUCGUAAACAAGUGGUUGAAAAGCCAGCCAGAGCGAUAGAGCGACAUGUCAUGGAGAUUGAGAGGAAGAAUCGAACUUACACCCUACUGUCGGACAGCGAGAGCGACGGAGAGGUAGUGAGAGAGAGGGAGAAAGAGAAGAAGAAAAUUAAAGACAGAGGCGAUAAGAGAAAGCACCUCAGGAAAAGAGAGGCUAGUCAAUCAUCUAGUGAAGAGGAGACCCCUAAAAGGUAAUCAACAUGGAAUGGGGUUUCAUGUUGCUUGCUUGUUACACAUUCUACCUGCUUUUCUCUCUUGUGUUGCUUUUUAGCUGUUGCAUUUGAACUGUCGCCAUGGACUUCAGGGAGAUAGGAUUCAGCUUCGGGAGUCUAUGGUCUCGUUAACUGAAUUACAACCAUAAAUACAUUACAACAAUGAAGCCAGUUACCCUAGAGUAUUUUGAUUGCUUUCAUGCUGUGUAGUAUUCAUUUUUCAGCUGCCACUCCUCUGUGGCUUCAAUGCCUGCUUGAACAAGCCUCCACUUAGAUUGUGUGAUUUGAGUUUCUAAAAGGCCCUUUCCCUUUCUCAGUGGUAAACUGGGCCAUGGCGACCAGAAGGAUGAAGAGGAGGAGGAGGAGUGGGAGAAGGAAGAGAGAGAACGCGUACUGGAUCUGGAGGAGAGGGAUGCCUUUGCCGAACGAAUGAAACUGAAGGACAAAGACAAGACGAGGAACAUCAUGGAGAGAACAGACAAGAAGGUGGGAUUAACUAUCAAUGAUGGAACCCAACCCAGUCUAUUUUACUUACUAGUGUACUUGUAGGUGUGUUUUGACUGUUGGCUAAAUGUUUUACCAUGACCUUUUCACCAGGGCUAUGAGGAGGCUCAGAAAAGACUAAAGAUGGCAGAGGAGGAUCACAAGAAAAUCGUGAGCACAUGAUUAAAAUGCCCAGUAACUAUUAUCGUAUAAUAGACUAACGUCUAGGUAUAGAAAUACACAGUAGAAAUAGAAUUACUAGAACAGGCAGAGACCCUCAGACUCAUUAUAUUUCUAUGGUCACCACCUAUCUUCUCCUCUUCUCUAUAGCUGCCAGAGUUGAGGAAGGAGUCUCGCAGGAACUACUUGUCCAAGAGAGAGGCUGAGAAGCUGGAGGACCUGGAGGCAGAGAUAGCCGACGAGGAGUACCUGUUCUCCACGGACGCGCUGACGGAGAGGGAGCGGAAGGAGCUGGAGUACAAGCGCAACCUCAGAGACCUGGCCAAGGACUACAAGAAAGCUGGCGCCAAGGAGAAGGAGGAGAGGAAGAACAGAUACUACAUGCCGGAGGAGAAGAGGAGUAAAGUAAGGAGGAGAUAGUUGGCUGGUAAUGGUCCUGCCAUGGAUAGCCAGUACUCUUGUUGAAAUGGAGAUAUGUAAAACACUAGGAUCCGGGGCUUGAUUAUAGAUAUCUUGCUCACUCUCUAUUUCCCUCUUCCUCUAUCUCUCCCCUCUCUCUACCUCCCUCUCUCCAGGAUAUUCCUCAGAGGGACAUGGAGCUGGAGUUGGAGAUGCCGAUGGAGGGUGGAGGAGAGCAGGGCCGCUGGGAGGAGGAGAGGUUGAAGACCGCCUCGCUCAGCUUCGGGGCCAAGAAGGAGAGGGAGAAAGGGUUGAAGGCAGAAAGGGAGAAGUACCAGCUGAUCCUGGAGGAGGAUGAGAUGAUCAACUUUGUCAGCAGUGCCGUCAUCAUGAAGGGAACACAGGAUGAGAAGGUGUGUUGACACUAAGUUUUAUCAUUAAAGCAUUUGUUUCUGAUAGGUUGCAAGGAAUAGAGCUAUAAUGAUGGAUAUUGUGUUUAAAGGCUAGUCGAACAAAAUAUUGCAAUAAUUCAAAUUCAUAAAAUAUUUUACAUUCCAAUCAACCAAUACACACCUGAGCUUCUGUAGCAUUUCUAAAUGUGCAAAUAACACAUUUACGUUUCACAAUGAACAAUAAAGUACAAUUCAAAUAUUGUCUUCAUCUCUGUAUGCUGUGUGUGUCUCCAGGAGCAAGCAGCCCUGUCCCAGGCUGAGGUCCAGAAGCAGUCCAUCCAGGAGGUGAGACGCAGCCUGCCCGUGUUCCCCUACAGAGAAGACCUGCUCCUGGCCAUCCAGCAGCACCAGAUCCUGGUCGUGGAGGGAGAGACGGGCUCUGGCAAGACCACCCAGAUCCCCCAGUACCUCAUGGAGUCGGUGGGUACACAUUACUCAAGGGCCACGUCCAUAAACAUUAUUAUGGGCACAUUUCAAAGGGGUUGGAAUAAAGCAGAAGACACAUUUCCAUUGGACGUUUUUAGUGCGUUUGACAAAGUAAUCUUAAAUCUUCAAUGUUUAUUCACUCUUUUCACUUAAAAAAAUAAGAAUAGUCGUUUUCCACCCUGAUCCAUUUUUGUCAUUAUGUUUUUCUGUGUAUGUUAGCUUUGUUGACCUGUGGUCUGGCUUUACAUCUCCUAGGGCUACAAUGAUGGAGGCAUGAAGAUUGGCUGUACCCAGCCCCGCAGAGUGGCAGCCAUGUCCGUAGCAUCCAGGGUGGCACAAGAAGUGGGCGUCAAGCUGGGUAAUGAGGUGAAUAUCUCUCACUCUCUCUCACUCCGAUGAAGCAUAAAUCAUUCUUACUGUAUAUGGUAGAAAACAAACUCACCUUAUUUGUCCAACCACCCUUUCCUUCCUCAGGUAGGCUACAGUAUCCGUUUUGAGGACUGUACGUCAGAGAGGACGGUCCUCAAAUACAUGACUGACGGAAUGCUGCUCAGAGAGUUCCUCACAGAGCCUGAUCUGGCCAGCUACAGGUACCACUAUAUGCCCCGUCUGUCCUUAUCUUUAGGCAUGUUUUCCAUAUGUAGAGGUUUAUGUUUAAAAGUGGUAUAUGAUGUUUUAGAAAAAUAAGAAAUGAAACAAUUCCCUGCCAUAUUGUUUAUGGUCAGUAUGAAUAAGAAAUGAUCAAUGAUCCCUCUCUCUUUCUCAGUGUGGUCAUCAUUGAUGAGGCCCACGAGCGGACACUGCACACGGACAUCCUGUUUCGGCCUGAUCAAGGACAUUGCCCGGUUCCGUCCGGACCUGAAGGUGCUGGUGGCCAGCGCCACCCUGGACACAGAGCGCUUCUCCUGCUUCUUCGACGACGCGCCGGUCUUCAGAAUUCCCUGGCAGGAGGUUCCCUGUGGACAUCUUCUACACUAAGGUACCACUGCUGACAAUCUGUAUAGUGGAAUGGCCUCAGGACAAAAGGUUGCAUUCCCAUUCUCCACCCUUCUCCCAAAGUGUGCACUUCCCACCAUGGAUUUAACAUGAAAACUCCCUCCAGUCAAUGUUUAAACCAGUCUAGAGCCUUUAAAUCUGUGAAAGGAAGUGAGCAAGUGCGCUCUUUGAGACAAGUCGGAAGAAACGGAAUGCAGCCAAAGGCAUAACUUGUAAUGAAUAUAAAUACCUUUAGAAUGUGAAUCAUUUCACUCGUGAGAAGUGCUGGAUGAUAAUGUACGUCAAAGAUGUAGGCCAAAUAUCUGUUCUUUUUUUGUACUCUUUGCUCUCUGUAUCGGAGACGUCUGCUCCUUGGACAGGUCGACACAACUGCCUCGCCCAACAUGACUUAAUAUAUCAUACUACUCUUACAUGGUACAUCAAUUACACUCUCUCACAAGCUGAUUAAUGUACUCAAAGAGUAGGCCACAUACUUUCUUGACUACAUUGCUCCUGUAUCUUGCUAAUAUUCCCCUCUCUCUAUCAUCAUGCUCUAAUGCAACUACUCUGCAACCUCUUGUAAUCUCUGCAAAUCACACUACAUCUGCUAUCCCGAACUCUGGUCUAAUCACACUACAGUCUGCUAAACACACUACAUCUGCUAAUCCACUACACAUCUGCUAUCAGCUCAACAUCACACUAUAUCAGCUACUACAAUCAUCUACACUCUGCUAAUCACACUACAUCUGCUAAAUCACACUACAUCUGAUCCUAAUCAAUCACUACAUCUGCUAAAUCACACUACAUCUGCUAAAUCACACUACAUCUGCUAAAUCACACUACAUCUGCUAAAUCACACUACAUCUGCUAAAUCACACUACAUCUGCUAAAUCACACUACAUCUGCUAAAUCACAAUCUGCUAAAUCACACGACAUGUACUAAAUCAAACUACAUCUACUAAAUCACACUACAUCUGCUAAAUCACACUACGUCAGCAUCCAUCUUAAGUCUAUUCAUUCUGUAUGCGGCUCUUUAAUGUGCAGGGUGCCGUCUUUCGGAUGGGACGUUAAACGGGUGUCCUGACUCUGUGGUCACUAAAAGAUCCCCUGGCACUUAUCGUAAGAGUAGGGGUGUUAACCCCGGUGUCCUGGCUACAUUUCCAAUCUGGCCCUCAUCAUGGCCACCUAAUCAUCCCCAGCUUCCAAUUGGCUCAUUCAUCUCCCCUCCCCAGUAACUAUUCCCCAGGUCGUUGCUGUAAAUGAGAAUGUGUUCUCGGUCAACUUACCUGGUAAAAUCAAUAAAUGUCACAUACAUUUCUGCCAAAGUGAAUGUCCUUACCGCUCUUCUGUCUCUUUCCACAGGAGGAGAUUGAGACUUGCUGUGAGCUGCUGCAGGAGAGAUGCAGGCGUCUGGGUUCUAAGAUCUCUGAGCUCCUGGUGCUUCCCAUCUACGCCAACCUACCCUCAGACAUGCAGGCCAAGAUCUUCAGCCCCACACCCCCUGGCUCACGCAAGGUGAGAGGACCUCUUCUGUCCAUUUCAAUUUGGGCCACUAGGGGGUGCUCUACUCCCAACAAAGCUCAAGGACCACUUUGGAAAUAUGUUUUAUCCUCUGUGAUCAAAUAAUGUUUAAAAAUAUGUAUGCAUUAUUUUCUUUACCCAAAUGGAAAUCCAAUCCAACCUGGGUUAUUGUAGAUUUCAUGCUGCACUUAUGUUAAUGUAGUAGAUUCUAUUCUACUAUUAUGUAAUUUGAUCACUUCAGACAUUAUUCUUCAGAUUCCUGCCUCCAUGUUUCUCAUUCUCUUGUGUUGUUAUGUACAAACACAUUAUCUGAUGUACAAAGUGUCCUCUCUCUGUGUCCUUAGGUGGUGGUGGCCACUAACAUUGCAGAGACCUCUCUAACCAUCGAUGGGAUCAUAUAUGUCAUAGAUCCAGGCUUCUGCAAGCAGAAGAGCUAUAACGCCCGCACUGGGAUGGAAUCUCUGAUUGUCACUCCUUGCUCACGGGUAACAUACUAGCUUUGGUUUUCAAACAAGCCAUUUUGUUAUUGUCAGAGAAAGUGUCAUUCAUGUGGCUCUUAUCGGGGUUAUUGUACUGUAGUUGUGGAAGAUGCCUCUUGCCAGUAUUUCAAACACCCGUUUCUUUGACUGUCUUUUUGUAGAUUUUAUGUUUGUUCUCUGGACAACAUUCAGAUCAUUUGCUGACUCCAUCUGUGUUUUGAUCCACCACAGGCCUCAGCCAAUCAGCGAGCAGGUCGUGCAGGCAGAGUGGCUGCUGGGAAGUGUUUCCGUCUCUACACUGCGUGGGCGUUCAAACACGAGAUGGAGGAGUCCACCGUGCCUGAGAUCCAGAGAACCAACCUGGGCAAUGUAGUGCUACUGCUCAAGAGCUUGGGUAUGGAACAAACGCUUUAUAAAAUAUGUUAGUGAUAAAUCAGAAAACAUGUUUUAAAAAGCACUGAAGUCCUCUUGAAGUAAUCCACUUAAGUAUAGUCUGUAGUUCACUAUUAUGAGUUUGACUGACUUGACUUAUUCCUUUGAGCUCCUAGUGGAGCAAAGGGCCUGGGCCUCACUGUGAGUGUAGCAAACCCACGUGUCGAUUUAUUUUUAAAUUAGAGUCGCAUAUCUUUUUUUACCCGACAGGAAUUAAUGACCUCAUCCACUUUGACUUCAUGGACCCGCCCCCUCACGAGACCCUGGUGCUAGCCCUGGAGCAGCUGUACGCACUGGGUGCUCUCAACCACCUCGGAGAGCUCACCAAGGUAACUAACGUCUGACUGUCUAUCGAAACAACAGCACCAUUACAAUACUUUUAAAUCGCAUUGUCACCGUUCCCUCCUCCCUUCCUUGUUAGAUCAGUUCAAUAAGGCUUCUACAGCUAUCCCAUCUCAAUGUAAUGUUGGAAAUAAGACCUAUAGUGAUCCUGAUGUUUACAUGUUAAUCUAAUAAGUUCAAUGAUUCAUGUAAAUCUAAUAAUGUUGAAACAUUUAAACCAACACUGUAUUCUAAUUAUAUGAGCACCAAUAUGUUUUUUGUAAAACUACUCCACAAAUGUGGCUCUUCUGAACAACAAUGAAUACGCUCUUGACAUUUUUCUAGAUUUAUCCAAAGUCACGGAAAUCAUGAAAUAUGACUUCCUAAAUUGCAUUAUUACGGUUUUCAUGAUUAUACAUAUAAAUGGCUGUAUAAUUAUGUUUAUGAUAGAGAACAAGUUGUAUAUGCAAAUGGUUGUUCAUCUAAAAGGGCCAAGAUAUCCUGUGGCGUUCCAUCCUUAGACCUUUGUUAUUCCUAAUCUAUGUCAAUGACCUUGCUGCUCUGUCUUCUACCAUACUUCCCAUUGUUUUGGCUGAGGGUACCAACUUCAUUUUAUUUACAUUUACAUUUACAUCAUUUAGCAGACGCUCUUAUCCAGAGCGACUUACAAAUUGGUGCAUUCAACUUAUGAUAGCAAGUGGGACAACCACUUUUUUUCUUCUUUUUUUUUAUGGGGGGGGGGGGUAGAAGGAUUGCUUUAUACUAUUCCAGGUAUUCCUUAAAGAGGUAGGUUUUAUCACACAAGAAUUUCAAUUCACUGAUCAACGAAGCCAACUCAGGCAUGGACAAAUUCUCUGAAUGAUUCCAGAUAAACAAAUGAUCUUUAAAUGUAAAAAUAAAUCCAACUUCAUUGUAUUUACUGGUAAGAAUAAGAAAUAAAUAUAUAUAUAUAUAUAUUUUUUUUUUUUAAGAGCCAGAAUCUCAAUUGGUGGGAAUGAAAUGGAGCAGGUUUCAUCCACUAGAUUCCUAGGUGUUCUAGUUGAUGAAAAGUUGUCCUGGAAAGAUGAUAUUCACUUUGUGUGCAGCAAAGUGAAGUCCUUUGGUAUCAUCAGAAAGAUGAGUGGUUUGGUUCAUCAGGCUUGCUUCCUAGCUCUAUACUACAGCUUCAUUUACCCAGAUCUCAUUUACUGCAAUAUUGUCUGGGCCAGUACAUAUGCUUCCUACCUACACAAAUGACUCAUCACACAAAAUAAAUGUACAAGACUAGCCACCUCCUCUAACUACUUGGCUCCAACUGUCCCUCUUUUUAAGAAACUCCAUAUGUUGUCUAUCUACAACAUUAAUCUACUCCAAUUAUGCACCUUCAUCUACAAAUACACAUACCUCCCACAGACAGCCUACCUAAACACUUCAAUGGUUAAUUCAGGUUAAUUCCCAAAUCCAUGCAUACAACACAAGACACUGUGAUAACCGUCACCCUCCCCACUGCCGCACCUCACAUAGUACUCUGGAAUUCCUAUCUUCACAUUGCCAAAACAACAUCAUCAUCCCUCAAUAACUUCAAGCGUAGAUUAGGGGUCAGCCCGAUGAACCAAACUACCCAGUAGUCUCCUCCAUGUAGCCUAACUCUCUCUCUCUCUCACAUAAUCAAACAUGUUUUUUCUUGUAUACUGAGUAUAUCAUGUACAGUUAUAAUUAGUAUGCUUUGCUUAACUGAUUGAACAAACUUUUUUUGUACUUCUAUUUGUGUAUUGGUUUUUGUGGUUUCCAACCACCUGCACAUAUUCUUUUUUUUCUGUUUUAUUUUUAUCUGUACUGUUUUGUCCUUCCCUUUAUUAUUUGGUACGAAAAAUAAAACCUAAAAAGUGAAAAUUACCUCUGGGAAUUAAGGGAGGAGAUACAGUGGGGAGAACAAGUAUUUGAUACACUGCCGAUUUCGCAGGUUUUCCUACUUACAAAGCAUGUAGAGGUCUGUAAUUAUUAUCAUAGGUACACUUCAACUGUGAGAGACGGAAUCUAAAACAAAAAUCCAGAAAAUCACAUUGUAUGAUUUUUAAGUAAUUAAUUUGCAUUUUAUUGCAUGACAUAAGUAUUUGAUACAUCAGAAAACCAGAACUUAAUAUUUGGUACAGAAACCUUUGUUUGCAAUUACAGAGAUCAUACGUUUCCUGUAGGUCUUGACCAGGUUUGCACACACUGCAGCAGGGAUUUUGGCCCACUCCUCCAUACAGACCUUCUGCAGAUCCUUCAGGUUUCGGGGCUGUCGCUGGGCAAUACGGACUUUCAGCUCCCUCCAAAGAAUUUCUAUUGGGUUCAGGUCUGGAGACUGGCUAGGCCACUCCAGGACCUUGAGGUGCUUCUUACGGAGUCACUCCUUAGUUGCCCUGGCUGUGUGUUUCGGGUCUUUGUCAUGCUGGAAGACCCAGCCACGACCCAUCUUCAAUGCUCUUACUGAGGGAAGGAGGUUGUUGGCCAAGAUCUCGCGAUACAUGGCCCCAUCCAUCCUCCCCUCAAUACGGUGCAGUCGUCCUGUCACCUUUGCAGAAAAGCAUCCCCAAAGAAUGAUGUUUCCACCUCCAUGCUUCACGGUUGGGAUGGUGUUCUUGGGGUUGUACUCAUCCUUCUUCUUUAGUUUAGACCAAAAAGCUCUAUUUUUGUCUCAUCAGACCACAUGACCUUCUCCCAUUCCUCCUCUGGAUCAUCCAGAUGGUCAUUGGCAAACUUCAGACGGGCCUGGACAUGCGCUGGCUUGAGCAGGGGGACCUUGCGUGUGCUGCAGGAUUUUAAUCCAUGACGGCGUAGUGUGUUACUAAUGGUUUUCUUUGAGACUGUGGUCCCAGCUCUCUUCAGGUCAUUGACCAGGUCCUGCCGUGUAGUUCUGGGCUGAUCCCUCACCUUCCUCAUGAUCAUUGAUGCCCCACGAGGUGAGAUCUUGCAUGGAGCCCCAGACAGAGGGUGAUUGACCGUCAUCUUGAACUUCUUCCAUUUUCUAAUAAUUGCGCCAACAGUUGUUGCCUUCUCACCAAGCUGCUUGCCUAUUGUCCUGUAGCCCAUCCCAGCCUUGUGCAUGUCUACAAUUUUAUCCCUGAUGUCCUUACACAGCUCUCUGGUCUUGGCCAUUGUGGAGAGGUUGGAGUCUGUUUGAUUGAGUGUGUGGACAGGUGUCUUUUAUACAGGUAACGAGUUCAAACAGGUGCAGUUAAUACAGGUAAUGAGUGGCGAACAGGAGGGCUUCUUAAAGAAAAACUAACAGGUCUGUGAGAGCCGGAAUUCUUACUGUUUGGUAGGUGAUCAAAUACUUAUGUCAUGCAAUAAAAUGCUAAUUAAUUACUUAAAAAUCAUACAAUGUGAUUUUCUGGAUUUUUGUUUUAGAUUCCGUCUCUCACAGUUGAAGUGUACCUAUGAUAAAAAUUAGACCUCUACAUGCUUUGUAAGUAGGAAAACCUGCAAAAUCGGCAGUGUAUCAAAUACUUGUUCUCCCCACUGUAUACAGUGGGGACAAAAGUAUUUAGUCAGCCACCAAUUGUGCAAGUUCUCCCACUUAAAAAGAUGAGAGAGGCCUGUAAUUUUCAUCAUAGGUACACGUCAACUAUGACAGACAAAUUGAGAAAUUUUUUUUCCCGAAAAUCUCAUUGUAGAAUUUUUUAUGAAUUUAUUUGCAAAUUAUGGUGGAAAAUAAGUAUUUGGUCACCUACAAACAAGCAAGAUUUCUGGCUGUCACAGACCUGUAACUUCUUCUUUAAGAGGCUCCUCUGUCCUCCACUCGUUACCUGUAUUAAUGGCACCUGUUUGAACUUGUUAUCAGUAUAAAAGACACCUGUCCACAACCUCAAACAGUCACACUCCAAACUCCACUAUGGCCAAGACCAAAGAGCUGUCAAAGCACACCAGAAACAAAAUUGUAGACCUGCACCAGGCUGGCAAGACUGAAUCUGCAAUAGGUAAGCAGCUUGGUUUGAAGAAAUCAACUGUGGGAGCAAUUAUUAGGAAAUGGAAGACAUACAAGACCACUGAUAAUCUCCCUCGAUCUGGGGCUCCACGCAAGAUCUCACCCCGUGGGGUCAAAAUGAUCACAAGAACGGUGAGCAAAAAUCCCAGAACCACACGGGGGGACCUAGUGAAUGACCUGCAGAGAGCUGGGACCAAAGUAACAAAGCCUACCAUCAGUAACACACUACGCCGCCAGGGACUCAAAUCCUGCAGUGCUAGACGUGUCCCCCUGCUUAAGCCAGUACAUGUCCAGGCCCAUCCGAAGUUUGCUAGAGUGCAUUUGGAUGAUCCAGAAGAGGAUUGGGAGAAUGUCAUAUGGUCAGAUGAAACCAAAAUAGAACUUUUUGGUAAAAACUCAACUCGUCGUGUUUGGAGGACAAAUAAUGCUGAGUUGCAUCCAAAGAACACCAUACCUACUGUGAAGCAUGGGGGUGGAAACAUCAUGCUUUGGGGCUGUUUUUCUGCAAAGGGACCAGGACGACUGAUCCGUGUAAAGGAAAGAAUGAAUGGGGCCAUGUAUCGUAAGAUUUUGAGUGAAAACCUUCCAUCAGCAAGGGCAUUGAAGAUGAAACGUGGCUGGGUCUUUCAGCAUGACAAUGAUCCCAAACACAUCGCCCGGGCAACGAAGGAGUGGCUUCGUAAGAAGCAUUUCAAGGUCCUGGAGUGGCCUAGCCAGUCUCCAGAUCUCAACCCCAUAGAAAAUCUUUGGAGGGAGUUGAAAGUCUGUGUUGCCCAGCGACAGCCCCAAAACAUCAAUGCUCUAGAAGAGAUCUGCAUGGAGGAAUGGGCCAAAAUACCAGCAACAGAGUGUGAAAACCUUGUGAAGACUUACAGAAAAUGUUUGACCUGUGUCAUUGCCAACAAAGGGUAUAUAACAAAAUAUUGAGAAACUUUUGUUAUUGACCAAAUACUUAUUUUCCACCAUAAUUUGCAAAUAAAUUCAUAAAAAAUCCUACAAUGUGAUUUUCUGGAUUUUUUUUCCUCAUUUUGUCUGUCAUAGUUGACGUGUACAUAUGAUGAAAAUUACAGGCCUCUCUCGUCUUUUUAUGUGGGAGAACUUGCACAAUUGGUGGCUGACUGAAUACUUUUUCCCCCCACUGUAAUAGGUCAAAUCUAUUCCAUCACCAUGAGACAGGUGAAUGUCUUUGUUCUAAUACCUUAGAAAGGUGAGAAUAUUUGAUGUGAAAUUUAAGUCGCUCUGGAUAAGAGCGUCUGCUAAAUGACGUAAAUGUAAAGGUCAUGUAAUGUGUGUUGUGUUCCAGUUGGGCCGCAGGAUGGCUGAGCUGCCGGUGGACCCCAUGCUGAGCAAGAUGAUCCUGGCCUCAGAACAGUGAGUCUCUAUGGCGAUCCUGGCACUGGCUUGGAAUAAAUGAUCAUCCUGGAAUAAAUUAUUAUUAUUAUUCUGUUACCUUGCUCAUCAUUCCCCUCUCUCUCCUUUCUCUUUUUUUCACUCUUUCUCACCCUUUCCUCUCUCACUCAAUAUUAUUGAGUGCCAAUUAUUCAACAGGACAUUAAAUACCUUUUAUGUAUUUCACUGAACAUUCCCAUCUUCCUCUGUCUCUCCACAGGUAUAAGUGUUCUGAGGAGGUGUUGACCAUCGCGGCCAUGCUGUCUGUGAACAACUCCAUCUUCUACCGGCCCAAAGACAAGGUGGUUCACGCCGACAACGCCAGGCAGAACUUUGUGGUGCCCGGAGGAGACCAUAUGGUGCUGCUCAACGUCUACACACAGGUCAGGAGGAUUGGGUUUGAUAGUUAGGAUAAAGAUGUGAUACUACCCCACUUUGUUGUUUCCACUUGUUUCAUGUAAGGUUUCAGGGUAGCAGUUCUGGGUCAUAUUCAUUUGGCACCAACUGUACAAAAACGGAUUGAAACAUGGAGGGGCUACCUGAACUGUCCCCAGGACAGAGUUUGGGAAACGCUGUUCUAUGUUUUGUUGUCAGUCUGUGAUCUUGACUGCAUUAUUUGUCCCUCAGUGGCUGGAGAGUGGCUACUCCACCCAGUGGUGCUACGAGAACUUCAUCCAGUUCCGCUCCAUGAAGCGGGCGCGGGAUGUCAGGGAGCAGCUGGAGGGCCUGAUGGACAGGAUCGAGGUGGAGGUGUGCAGCUCAGGCGGAGACAUUGUGCCCAUCCGCAAGGUCAGUGUGACUGAACGCACCUUAACCUUGUUAGGCUCUGACAAAACAGAGUAAAAACUAACGGACAACUAGGAAAAGCUCAAACCAAGUUUAUUCACCCAAUGGGUCAAUCAGCUGAAAAGACAAAUACAUGUUCCCACCAGCACAAGUGUAUAUGUAUCCCCACUCUAAGUGGUGUCUCCUCCCGUUCUCUAAACAUUACAUCUUUAUUGCUAGGCAGGAAGUUAAAUUAUGUGGGUAAUAAACUGUUCCUUCCCCUUCAUGUGACCUGACCUGACCUCGGCGGCCAUUCCUCACUAAUCCACCCUUAUCUGACCCCACCAUAUAUAGUUGAAGUCAGAAGUUUACAUACACUUAGGUUGGAGUCAUUAAAACUCGUUUUUCAACCACUCCACACAUUUCUUGUUAACAAACUAUAGUUUUGGCAAGUCGGUUAGGACAUCUACUUUGUGCAUGACACAAGUAAUUUUUCCAACAAUUGUUUACAGACAGAUUAUUUCCCUUAUAAUUCACUGUAUCACAAUUCCAGUGGGUCAGAAGUUUACACACACUAAAUUGACUGUGCCUUUAAACAGCUUGGAAAAUUCCAGAAAAUGAAGUCAUGGCUUUAGAAGCUUUUGAUAGGCUAAUUGACAUCAUUUGAGUCAAUUGGCACGUAGCUUAGUGGUUAAGAGCGUUGUGCCAGUAACCGAAAGGUCGCUGGUUCUAAUCCCCGAGCCGACUAGGUGAAAAAUCUGUCGAUGUGCCCUUGAGCAAGGCACUUAACCCUAAUUGCUCCUGUAAGUCGCUCUGGAUAAGAGCGUCUGCUAAAUUACAAAAAAAAAAAAAUACCAAUUGGAGGUGUACCUGUGGAUGUAUUUCAAGGCCUACCUUCAAACUCAGUGCCUCUUUGCUUGACAUCAUGGGAAAAUGAAAAGAAAUCAGCCAAGACCUCAGAAAAAAAAUUGUAGACCUCCACAAGUCUUGUUCAUCCUUGGGAGCAAUUUCCAAACGCCUGAAGGUACCACGUUCAUCUGUACAAACAAUAGUAUGCAAGUAUAAACACUAUGGGACCACGCAGCCGUCAUACUGCUCAGGAAGGAGACGCGUUCUGUCUCCUAAAGAUGAACGUACUUUGGUGCAAAAAGUGCAAAUCAAUUCCAGAACAACAGCAAAGGACCUUGUGAAGAUGCUGGAGGAAACAGGUGCAAAAGUAUCUAUAUCCACUGUAAAACGAGUCCUAUAUCGACAUAACCUGAAAGACCACUCAGCAAAGAAGAAGCCACAGCUCCAAAACCGCCAUAAAAAAGCCAGACUACGGUUUGCAACUGCACAUGGGGAAAAAUAUUGUACUUUUUGGAGAAAUGUCCUCUGGUCUGAUGAAACAAAAAUAGAACUCUUUGGCCAUAAUGACCAUCGUUAUAUUUGGAGGAAAAAGGGGGUGCCUUGCAAGCCGAAGAACACCAUCCCAACCGUGAAGCACGGGGGUGGAAGCAUCAUGCUGUGGGGGUGCUUUGCUGCAGGAGGGACUGGUGCACUUCACAAAAUAGAUGGCAUCAUGAGGAAGGAAAAUGAUGUGGCUAUAUUUAAGCAACAUCUCAAGACAUCAGUCAGGAAGUUAAAGCUUGGUCGCAAAUGGGUCUUCCAAAUGGACAAUGACCCCAAGCAUACUUCCAAAGUUGUGGCAAAAUGGCUUAAGGACAACAAAGUCAAGGUAUUGGAAUGGCCAUUGAAAAUGUGUGGGCAGAACUGAAAAUGCGUGUGCGAGCAAGGAGGCCUACAAACCUGACUCAGUUACACCAGCUCUGUCAGGUGGAAUGGGCCUAAAUUCACCCAACUUAUUGUGGGAAGCUUGUGGAAGGCUACAAGAAACAUUUGACCCAAGUUAAACAAUUUAAAGGCAAUGCUACCAAAUACUAAUUGAGUGUAUGUAAACUUCUGACCCACUGGGAAUGUGAUGAAUGAAAUAAAAGCUGAAAUAAAUCAUUCUCUCUUCUAUUAUUCUGACAUUUCACAUUCUUAAAAUAAAGUGGUGAUCCUAACUGACCUAAGACAGGGAAUCUUUACUAGAAUUAAAUGUCAGUAAUUGUGAAAAACUGAGUUUAAAUGUAUUUGUCUAAGGUGUAUGUAAACUUCCGACUUCAACUGUACAUUCCUACUACAUAUAACCAUUAACUUCUGGUGUAGCAAGUAUUUCCAAUUACAACCCAACAACUGAAACCCCACUGUGGCCCUUCUCUCCAUAGGAUACCUGAUGUCUAACAAUAACAUGUUCUGACAGAAUGUAAACCCCCUGCAUUCCCCUCUCUCCCUCAGUAACAUGAAUAAGGAUAUUUCAUAUUUCCAAUUUAGAAGUAAGAACCCAUCAACCUCAUGACCAUAAACACACCUUAAAACCGCUUAACCAUAAACACACCUUAAAACCACUUGACCAUGAACACACAAUAAAACCGCUUCAUCUAGUUAACCAUGUAUUUUUUUUAAACACCCUCCUAGAGUGUAGACCAGUGUUUCCCAACUCCAGUCGUCGGGUACUCCCAAACAGCACACCAGAUUCUACUUGUCAACUUAACAUCAAGCCCUCCAUGUUGAAUCAGGUGUUUUUGUCUGGGGCUACAACUAAAAGUGUGCUGUUGGGGAAACACUGACCUAGACCACUUUGUUGCACUUCUAAUUUGCUGUGUGAACACUUACCUGACACCAAGCUCUUUGUUACAUGUGUAGCCAAUGUGUGAAUAUGCUUCACACUAUAUCUGUGUGAAUGCCCCUUUAAACCACUGACUGUGCAGAUUUAGAUAGCACUGCGCUAGCAGCAGUAUUCAAUGGAGAUGCAAGCCUGUCACUUCACACUGGAUCUGAGGGACUGAAUGGACCCUUUAUAGGUGAUGGGAUUAGUUAGGAAAUCUGUUCCCAAGUAUUCCCACACAUAAAUAGAGAGGCAUAUGUGAUCGUAUCCCAGUGUAAUCAAGGUUUGAAAUGAUUCUGUUUUUGUCAUACUAUAUCUGUUUGGGAUUCUUGCGGUCAAUGUUCAGUGUACAAAUUAUUUAUUUAAUAACAACAAUUAUUUAUUACAAAUGAUUUAUUAUUUAUAACUAUGUUCCGGCCCCCCGACCAUCCGCUCAAAGAAAAAUCGUCCCACGGCUGAAUGUAAUUGGGGACCCCUGUGCUACACCCUUCUCACCAUCUCAGUAACAACAUCAUCACUCUCACUCAUACAUCCUCUCUCUCACUGAUACUUCAUAUAAAAAUAUGUAUUUUGACCUCAAUGGGACAACCAUGUCAAAUAAAGGUUAAAUAAAUUCUCUCUCCCUCUCUCAGGCAGUGACGGCAGGGUAUUUCUACCACACGGCACGGCUAAGCAAGGGGGGCUACAAGACGGUGAAGCACCAGCAGACGGUCUACGUCCACCCCAACAGCUCCCUGUUCGAGGAGCAGCCCCGCUGGCUCAUCUACCACGAGCUGGUCUUCACCACCAAGGAGUUCAUGAGACAGGUCUGGGAUCAGUACUAGUAGACUUGUGGUCAUGUUUGUGUGUAUUUUUCUCCGUGUGAGGCAGACCUGGAGUCAGAGGACAAAGUAAAACUUUAGGGGAGAGUUGUUGCCGUCUUGCCACUUGUUGUUGUUGGCAGACUGAAUACGAUUUAAGGGGAAGGGCCGUGCUGUUAUUCUUACAUUACUUUGAAUGAAUGUAAAGAUUUUCCCCCCCUUUUAUUUAAACCUCUUUCUCUGCCUCUCAAGGUGAUUGAGAUAGACAGCGGCUGGCUGCUGGAGGUGGCUCCCCACUACUACAAGAACAAGGAGCUGGAGGACAGCAGCAGCAAGAAGAUGCCUCGCAAACAGGGCAAGGCCAAGGAAGAGCUGGGCUAA
Molecule: messenger RNA, 17774 nt
Organism: Coregonus sp. 'balchen'
Lineage: Eukaryota; Metazoa; Chordata; Actinopteri; Salmoniformes; Salmonidae
Source: the annotation of a GenBank genome assembly